AUGCCCGUUCUAGAGGUCACCAGCACUGCGGACUUCCAGCAGAAGAUCUUACAGUCCCAAGAUCUUGUUAUCCUCGAUUGCUACGCAGAAUGGUGUGGUCCAUGCAAAACGAUUGCCCCCCAGAUGGAAACCUGGAGUGACCAAUACACUCAAAUCAAAUUCUACAAGCUCGACGUGGAGAAGGUCGGAGAGGUUGCCCAUGAGCUCGAUGUUCGUGCCAUGCCAACUUUUAUGCUUUUCAAGGGUGGCGAAAAGGUUACGGAGAUUGUGGGUGCAGAGCCAAAGAAUGUCGAGGAAGGGAUCCGGUCUCUUCUUGUUGAAGCGCCUUAA
Messenger RNA from Penicillium angulare, 330 nucleotides. RefSeq names its product thioredoxin family protein. Lineage: Eukaryota; Fungi; Ascomycota; Eurotiomycetes; Eurotiales; Aspergillaceae. The transcript is spliced from 2 exons. Gene Ontology annotation, molecular function: protein-disulfide reductase activity. The record is from RefSeq and is a predicted model, not a curated record. Bases 1 to 330 code for a protein of 109 amino acids.